Anopheles stephensi (Asian malaria mosquito) is the source of this 2999-nucleotide messenger RNA. It is a transcript of the gene Fatp3, whose product is annotated as long-chain fatty acid transport protein 4. Gene Ontology annotation, biological process: triglyceride homeostasis. NCBI's taxonomy places the organism in Eukaryota, Metazoa, Arthropoda, Insecta, Diptera, Culicidae. Gene Ontology annotation, molecular function: long-chain fatty acid transmembrane transporter activity; long-chain fatty acid-CoA ligase activity. The transcript has 11 exons. Bases 611 to 2605 code for a protein of 664 amino acids. The record is from RefSeq and is a predicted model, not a curated record. Gene Ontology annotation, cellular component: endoplasmic reticulum.
AACAGUUGAUCUUUGUCUGGCAGCGUGGUCGUGACAUCGUCGUGUAGCGCGGGUACGAUCGAUUCUUGGUGUGUUCCGCUCCGGUUGCGUCGGAGUUCAGUUUGCGCCGAUCGCGCCGACCGCACACGCACAAGUGUGAAGCGCAGUGCUACCGAGAACGAAACCGUGAGAAGCGACGACUCGUCUCGAAAUCUUACCCCAAAACGUGGAAGGUGUCCCGUGUCGGGUGUCGGGUGUUCUUGGCCGGGUCUCCGGUGGUUAUCUGAAUGACAUAUGGUUCCUGUGAUAAGAUUAAACUGAAAGUGGUUCAGCCGCCGGGCUGUAUAGCAGUGAAGUGCUUGUUUUCGUUUUCGGGGCUUUACGAUACUUGGGAGUGAUCCAAAAGACCAAAGUCAUCGGAUGAGAUAAAGCUCGAAAAGGGAGAAAAAAGAUCUGUGGCAUCGAAAUUGUCGUCUAAUUUAGGGAACACCCGCUGUUUGGUGUCGUUUUCCCCGUACCCCGGAGGAGAGAUUUAACGCCCGGAACCAAGUUUAACAGGACGCACCAAUUUGCCGGAGGAGAACACAAAUCACACCAUCGAACGCACCGGCCAACCAUCCCAAAAGCAACGAUGCUGGUCGCGUUGAGCUUGAAGCAGAAAUUUCUGACACUAUGCGGCAUCACAGCUGCGGCCGUGGCCGCGUCAUUAGUGAUCGGACAAAGAUUGAUACCGCAGUCGAUACUGACCGGUAUCGUUUUUUACCUCAUUUCCGGCGAUCGGCCCUCGACCGUGUACGCGAGCAUCGUGUCACUGCCGCGGGACCUACGAACUGCAGUUAUCUUCCUGAAGCUUAACCUUAGCCUUUACCGAUACGAGCGGGCCGGUGCGACGGUAAUACAAAUCUUCGAGCGCGUUGUCGCACGCCACCCGAACAAGGUAGCGUUCCUGAUGGACGAUGGGCAGCUCACGUUCCGCCAGGUGAAGCAGCUGGCCGACCGCAUAGCGGCCCACUUUUACGCGAAGGGCUUCCGGAAGGGCGACACGAUAGCGCUGCUGAUGGAGACCCGGCUCGAGUAUCCGUGCAUCUGGCUCGGUCUGUCGAAGGUCGGCAUCGUGACGGCGCUGAUCAAUUCGAACCUGCGGAAGGAAACGCUGCGUCACUCGAUAACGGUGGCUAAUUCGAAGGCAAUCAUCGUCAGCCAGGAGCUGGCCGGAGCGAUCGCCGAAAUAAACGAGCAGGAAGGCAUAAAAGGCUUACCGGUACAUCUAUUCCGCACGGACGGUGCCGACACCACCAGCAGCAGCAGUGACCCAUUGCCAGAUGCCGAAGAUUUAAGGCUCAGCGUGGAUAGUGGCAGCAGUAGCUCAAACGUAGAUUUAAGCGGUAUCCCGAAUGAUAUAUCACCGAAAGAUAAAUUGGUUUACAUCUAUACGUCCGGCACGACCGGCAUGCCGAAGGCGGCCGUCAUCACGAACCUGAGGUACACGUUCAUGGCCUUGGGAUGCUAUUACAUGCUGAGCUUCCGCGAUGACGACAUCAUUUAUAAUUCAUUGCCACUGUACCAUUCGGCCGGCGGUAUGAUCGGCGUUGGCAGUGUGCUGCUGUGCGGUGUGACAGCCGCCUUGAGGAAGAAGUUCUCAGCCUCCAACUUCUGGACGGACUGUAUCCGGUACAAGUGCACGGUGGCACAAUAUAUUGGGGAAAUAUGUCGCUUCCUACUGAUGACACCACCGAAACCGACGGACACACAGCACAGCGUGCGGCUCAUGUUUGGAAACGGUUUGCGACCGCAGAUUUGGCCCCAGUUUGUGUCACGGUUUAAUAUCAAGCAGAUCGGAGAGUUUUAUGGUUCAACGGAAGGCAACUCGAAUUUAUUGAACAUCGACAACACAAUGGGAGCCGUUGGUUUCGUUCCCAACUUUGCCAAAGCCAUCUAUCCGGUUACGUUGAUAAGGUGCGAUGAAGAGACAGGUGAAAUCAUCCGAGGGUCGGAUGGCUUCUGCAUCAAGUGUAAGCCGGGCGAGCCGGGUGUGUUUGUCGGCAAGAUCAACCCGAAGAAGGCACUGAACUCGUUCGUUGGCUACGCGGACAAGGCGGCCUCGGAGAAGAAGGUGCUGCACGACGUGUUCCGCAAAGGGGACAUUUUCUUCAACUCGGGUGACAUUUUGGUGCAGGAUUUGCUCGGAAACUAUUACUUCAAGGAUCGGACGGGUGAUACAUUCAGAUGGCGCGGCGAGAACGUGGCUACAUCCGAAGUGGAAGGAGUCAUCACAACGAUCGUGGGUUUGAAAGAUUGUGCCGUUUACGGUGUUGAUAUCCCCGAAACGGAAGGUAAGGCCGGUAUGGCCGCGAUCGUCGACCCCGACAAUAAGGUUGAUAUGGAGCAGCUCGCAGCCGGAAUCCGUGCCAGUCUACCGGCGUACGCCAGACCCCUGUUCAUACGUGUCCUCUCCGAGGUGCCGAUGACGACAACGUUCAAGCUAAAGAAGCGAGACCUGCAGGUGGACGGGUACGAUCUGAACAAAGUUAAGGAUCCAAUCUAUUUCCUUCAAAGCAACGGUACCUAUCGAUUGUUUACCGCCGAAGAUCACGAAACCAUCAAGAGUGGCAAAGCGCGGCUAUGAGCGAGUGCGAGGAGAUUGAUUGUGCUUUAAAAGAUCUUUUAGCUGCAAGAUGGGAAGGCACAGCGGAUCAGCCAUCGGCAAUCCUUUCCAGCUCCAUUUUCAUUUCAGAUCUUCUUCUUGUUGGUUUUUUUUCUUUUGUAUUGUUUGUAAUAAUUGUGUCAUGUACGUCAUCAUCUCCCAAAGACCCCAAAUAAGGAAGAAACAAUUGACUGAAAAUUAUGCUGCGGGAAAUACUGUAUUACGUGAACACGUUCUCACAAUCUCGAUUGGAGGUAGCGAUCUGUGUACGAUAAGAAGGUUUAUGCAUUUUGUAAUUUUGCGCUCUCGACUCUAGUGACUGCUAAGAAAUCUUAAUCAGUAGCAAUAAAUUAGGUUUCUAUAUCACUAUAUCGAA